UCGGUGGAAAUUCACAUCUAGUUGGAGUCAUGGCUGUGAUUGGGGAAAAAGGGAAUUUUGGACUUGACCUGAAAUUUGGUAGGCAUGUGUAUCGUCAGUAGAGCCACAAAAAAAGGCCGAACAAACAAGUGCUGCCGAGAGACCGCGACACGGCGUGCCAAGAUGAGUUUGCUGUUGAACAAUUCGGUGUUCACGGGCGUGGACGUGCACAGCAAGAGCAACCACCAGGACCAUCACACCAAUGAUUUUCCCGAAGAUCAGCUGACCGUCCGCAGGGGACAGGCCUUCAAGGUCACCUUGAAAUUGGCCAAGCCUUUCAAGCAGGGCAUCGAUUCCCUCGUCCUCAUCGCCUCCACCGGGGGAAGUCACGCUUCCGAGGAGAAGGGCACCUCGUGUCGCUUCGGAGUCCCGGACACGGGCGGCAGCUUGGCUUCGGCCAAAGCCGCGUGGACCGCCAAGCUGGACUUUGGCUUGUCGGCCAACAGCUUGCCGGUGGUCAUCACGCCCCCCGCGGACGCCCCCAUCGGCAGGUACACUUUGAAGGCCACCCUGUGGGGGGAGGACAAGACGGUCACCACGCUGGUGCUGCUCUACAACCCCUGGUUCUCUGGAGACUCCGUGUUCUUGCCGGAUGAGUCGAAGAGAGAAGAAUAUGUGCUGAAUGAACAGGGAGUCAUCUACAGAGGAAGUUUACAUUACAUUAUACCUUUGAGGUGGGACUUUGGACUGUUUGAAGACGACAUGGUUGAUAUUUGCCUCAACAUCCUGGACAAGAGUCUGAACUACAGAAAGAACCCCGCCGACGAUCUGGCCUCCCGCAGCGACCCGGUCUACGUGGGCCGCGUGAUCAGUGCCAUGAUCAACAGUCCGGACGACAGAGGUGUCCUGAUGGGCAACUGGUCGGAUUCCUUUGAGGGCGGCCACUCGCCGUCCCACUGGAGCGGCAGCUAUAGCAUCCUCUCCAUGUGGAAGAACAACAACUUCCGGACGGUCAAGUACGGCCAGUGCUGGGUCUUUGCCGGCGUCAUGUGUUCAGUCAUGCGUCUGCUGGGCAUUCCCACCCGCGUGGUCACUAACUUCAUGUCGGCCCACGACACGGACGCCAGCCUUACCAUCGACGUAUACCACGCCGACGAGGGGGCCAGGCACAAAGAGUCCAAUGACAGUAUCUGGAACUAUCACGUGUGGGUUGAGUCGUGGAUGAAGCGUCCUAAGCUGAAGGCCAAUCGCACAUAUGACGGCUGGCAGGUUCUGGAUGCUACGCCGCAGGAGACCAGUGACGGUUUGUACCAGUGCGGCCCCUCCUCUUUGAUUGCCAUCUUGAACGGCGAGACCCAGCUUCCGUACGACGUCCCCUUCGUCUUCGCCGAGGUCAACGCAGACUGCGUCGACUGGCUGACGAAAGCUGACGGCACCGACGUGAAGAUGAUCUCGGACACCAAGCGAGUCGGACAUUACAUAUCCACCAAGGGUGUGGGCAACAAUAGGCGCGAGGACAUCACCAAGUACUACAAGCACAGGGAGGGCACGGAGGCCGAACGGAAUGUGUUCAUGUACGCCAUCAGCGAUGACAAAGAUAGCGAGCCAGACAGAGGCCCCCCGGAAACCCCCAAACCACCAACCCCACCGCGCCCACUGCCGCAGCUCAUGAUACAACUUGUUGAGACGUCGGCACCAGAGUAUGGGAAGGACGUCCAGAUGAAGCUGGUGAUGAGCAGCGACAGCAGAGUGGAAAGGAUGCUCAACGUCCGCAUCACCGUGGAUGGGAUGCACUACAACGGCACCUUUGUCGCCACCAUCCAAUCCGAAGUCAAGGAAGGGACGCUGCGCCCUUUCCGAGAGCUGACAAUACCCAUUGUGAUCCCCGCGCGUUCGUACCUCAAGCACAUGAUGUACGCCGACAGCUUGAAGGUGUCGGCCGUGGUGACGGACAAGAAGUAUCCCGACAAAAAGUACCUGGCGGAGGAAGACGUGAUACUGCAUGACCCUCCCGUUACAGUCACUGUUAACGGUUAUGUACGGCAGCACCAGGCGGCGUACGCAGAGGUGAUCUUCAUGAACCCCUUGCAGGAGACCCUUACGGGCAUGACGCUGACCCUGUCGGGAAGCGGACUCUUGCGGCAGGAGUUCGAAUUCGGGUAACAAAAUCCCAGAGUAAGACCUCAGCCAAGGCCCCGCAGUCCACUUUCUCCAACCGACACAAAAUUGGGUUGACAUGCAUCAUAACAGGAUGGACGAAAAAGUCUCGAUCACGCCUCUCAGCGAUAGGCCAUUUUGGUUUGAAAGCAGCCCUUACACACGGAA
Molecule: messenger RNA, 2304 nt
Organism: Hippocampus zosterae (dwarf seahorse)
Lineage: Eukaryota; Metazoa; Chordata; Actinopteri; Syngnathiformes; Syngnathidae
Gene: tgm8
Product: transglutaminase 8
Exons: 16
Coding region: 85-2142 (685 amino acids)
Biological process (GO): peptide cross-linking
Molecular function (GO): protein-glutamine gamma-glutamyltransferase activity
Source: RefSeq, a predicted model, not a curated record